GAAGCAAGGCAAAAUGGGGCGCCGCCGCUGGGGCCUCCUCCUCGCCGUCGUCGUGGGCGGCGACGACGACCUGCGCUCCCGCCUCGCGAGCCGGGCUGCCGCCAUCCGCGCGGCGCGCGGCGAGAAGGGAGCCCCCGCUCCGCCCGUCGUCCUCCGGCCGCCGGCGCCGCGCGUCGACCACAGCGAUGCUGGUGAGGGCGACGCCGUCGCCGGCGCCGCGGGCGUGACGGUGCCCGUGGCCAUCGACGGCGCCGACGCGCGGCUGCGCGCCGAGCCCGGCGAGGCGCUCAUUGUCGCCGCGCGGCGCUUCGCCGAGGCGCACCUGAGCCGCUACGAGGGCGGCGGCUGCGGUUUUGGAGACCGGUCCUGCGUCGUGGAUCGAUUGUAUGAGGCGCUGCGCGAGGAAGAUGCCCAGCUGCGGGAAAAGGCGGCCGAGCGCGAUGCCAAGCGGCGGUUCCACAUCCUGGCGGCCGUCGGCCUCGUCGUGAUGAUCGCAGGGAUGGCCCUGCACCACCUCAAGCAACGCGCUCAACAUGAAGUGGCGGCGGCGGCGGCGCGCGCCGAGGCACUAUUGAAAGCCGAAGCCGCGGCCCUCCGAGCGGCGCACGACGUCGACGUGAAGCGCGCCGAGGAGCGGUCCCGGGCCGCGGCCGCGGCGCUCCAAGCGGCGCACGAGACGCGCAUCAAGGAGAUCCGCGCCAAGGCCUCGACGUCGCAAGCGGAGGCCGACGAGGUCCAGCGGCUCAAGCGCGCGAACGAGGCGUUAAGGAGGCAGCUGCGGGACAAGGAGCCCGUGUCCGUGUCGCUCGCGUCGGUGCCGGCCGGCGUCCUUUAUUUUACGCGCGGCGAUGGCGUCGGCCAGAGCUCAUACGCCAUCGACGCGACCGACGCGCAGGCCCGUAAGCACCUCCAAAAGGCAGCCGAGCUCCUCCUGAACGGCGAGGGCAACGCGCACGCGCACGAGAAGGAGAUCGAGCGCUGGGACCGCGUCAUCCAGAGCCACCCCGAGCAGAUCGAGCAGGCCGAGGCGGCGCGCACGCAGUGGCUCGCGGCGCACGCCGACGAUCGAGAACAGGCGCGGCGUUUUAUGAGGAGCCUCGUGCCGCCGAGCGUCUGGCGCGGGAUGAAGCUCGCGGACCUCGAGGCCCGCGGCCUGAGCAAGGCCUGCGCGAAGCGUAUUUUUCAGACGCCGGCGCUCUGGCUGUGUCGCGCCGAAGCCGAGCGCGUGGCCAAGUUCCACGUCGCGGACUUGCGGGGCAGGUACGCCUACGACCGGCUGACGUUGCUCGAGCUGCGGGCCGUCUUCGUGUCGCUGCCGGCGUUUUCCGACGAAGCGAAGGCGUCGUGGAAGCAGGGCCUCGAGGACAAGCUCCGACAGUUCGAGACGGGCGACCUCCCGCCCGCGAAGGUGAGGCCGCCCUGCUUUAGUGAAGAGGGGCCCUUCGACCCGGACGCGGACGACGCGGUGAUGGCGCCAGCGGCGCGCGAGGUAGGAGUGUUGACUCCGGUGACGGCGGCGGCCCGCGCCGCUCCCUCCGCGGCCGCUCCCGUCGCCGAUCCGUCUGCUGACGCGCCCGUGGCCGCUCCGUCUGCUGCCUUAUCCGUGCCCCCUCCCGGCAAUCCUAGCAACGACCUGAUGGCCGCGAUCCGGGCGCGCUCCGACCAAGCGAGGCCCGCGCGCCGCCCCGCGCCGGCCGCCGGCGGCGACCUCCUCGCGGCCAUCCGCGCGCGGCGCCGCUCGCGGACGCCGCCGCCGCGCUCGCGUCGCAAGCCCGCGAAGGUCGUCGUGCCGGCGGCGCCGGGCGACGUCCUCGCAGCAAUCCGGGCGCAGAAAACAAAGCUGAAGCCGAAGGUUCAAGACGAGAACGGGGCGCGGACGCCGCCGCGGAAGACGCCGGGCCCGCCGGGCCGGAGCCCGCGCUCUGCGUUCUGUGCAGUCAUCAACACGCGUGCGGCGCGGGACAAGGUGCCGGCGGCGGGCUGCGUUUAG
Pelagomonas calceolata is the source of this 1990-nucleotide messenger RNA. Lineage: Eukaryota; Pelagophyceae; Pelagomonadales; Pelagomonadaceae. The record is from the annotation of a GenBank genome assembly.